Messenger RNA from Mycena indigotica, 4185 nucleotides. RefSeq lists its product as uncharacterized. Bases 1 to 4185 code for a protein of 1394 amino acids. The transcript has 5 exons. Gene Ontology annotation, molecular function: DNA binding. The record is from RefSeq and is a predicted model, not a curated record. Lineage: Eukaryota; Fungi; Basidiomycota; Agaricomycetes; Agaricales; Mycenaceae. Gene Ontology annotation, biological process: DNA integration; DNA recombination.
AUGCGCGGGACCCCGAAAACAACCCCCGAUGCCUCCGACAACGAGUCCCUCAUCACAGUCGAAGAAGAGCCGCAGCCUCUCUCCCCAUCAGUUUGGGACCGGCUGCUCUCCAAGGCCUCCCCCCGCACAGCUCUCGAGGCCAUCGCAAAGUUCGGCGAUGUGAUGUCAGGCAAGCGAAAGGCCCCGGACCUAGCCCAGCCGCCAGCCAAAAGACUGCGAGAAGAGACGCGUCUUGUUCCCGGCCUUGCCCUCCCAGUCACCUUCCACCGCUUCCUCCAUGACCUUUUCCGCCUUGACAUGGAAUGCCCACUCUCCCUGUUCACCACUUCCUCUCUCCGCUACAUCGCUACCAACGCCGCCACUCUGCCCACGAAAAAGAUCAACGCGCCCGAGGGUGUCGAUAAGCGGCCCGUCGUCCUGGAUGUGGGCGAUUUUCAGAAGAACGUUCUGGACGAGAACAAUAUGGACCGCGGCCAGUGGAUCGAGGCCAGCAAGAAUUUUCUCCAGUUCAUUAGAGAAGCCCAGCCGGAGCGCCUCCAACGUUUCGCAGACCAUUUCGCCUUUUUCGAGCAGCACCAAGAUGGAGAAGAUUUAUUUCCAGCCAUUCUCAAAACGGAUAUCAAACUCCGCUCCCAAUACACCCUCUCCCCCUUCAUUUUCGACGUCGCUUUCUAUAGCUCCCACCUGCAGACUGCUAUCGUUGACCUGAAGAUUGCCCGCGCUAGGUUCACCCAGCCCGCUGCUCCGCUUCCCCCCCAGGCCCCCCGACUCCCUGCUUCUGCCGUCUUGCGCGUGGGCCGGGGCCCUCUGUUGCGAGGCGGUGGCGGCUUUCCAGCCCGUCCUUCCUUUCGGCCAGGCACCGGGGUGGGAGCGCGCGACCCCGUCUGCCUCAUUUGCGCUAGAUCAGGCCACACGGGCCCAACCUGUUCCUCUAGAUCCCUCCCAGACGGCAAAGCGACUCACAGCGAAUACAAGAACGACUCUAUCGUCACCAAGGUUUCUCGGGAUGCACCCACAACAGAGAGCGUGUGCACCUGUGCUCCUUCUGCGGAGACCGGUCCCACCACGCAUUCAGCUGGUCUUGCCAACGCAACCCCCUCGCUGCCUAAUGACGAAGCAGACAUCUUCUUGCUCUCUAUCUUGCCAUCUCCUGCUUCCGACGACGAAAUUUUCUCCCGAGUUAUCACGCCUUACGACCCAGAUGCUUUCUUCGAUUUGCUGUCCUCGCUCCAUCUUCUUGGCACCCACGGCUCCCUGCCCGACAAACUGCGACGAGGUUUCCCGAUGGGUGAUUUCCCGGUCCUCAACGAGACCAAAAUCUUCCCCAACCACCCUUCAACUGCUGACCACGAUGCCUUUGUAAACGGCUAUCUGCACGAGGAGGUUGAGGCGGGUCGGAUGAGCGGCCCCUUUUCCCAGGAGAAGACAGAGUCGAUUCUCAAGGGCCCCUUCCAAUGUUCGCCAAUCAUCAUCGCGGUCCAACCUCAAGGCCCAGGCGAACCGGACAAACUCCGGCUCUGCCGCCACCUCUCCAAAGGCGACCGUUCCCACCCGUCCACCAACUUUUUCGUCGACAAAGACAAAUUCCCUACCAAGUUCGGUACCGCCUCUGACGUAGCCGAGAUUAUCGCUUCCGCCCCUCCUGGCACCCAAGCCAUGGUCCUCGACAUCGCAAAAUUCCAUAGAACUUGCCCAAUUCUACCUGCCCACAAGCGCUGGUUUGUCCUCCGUGGCCCCAAAGGCUUUUACAUCGAUCAUUGCUGCCCCUUCGGCUGCGCCUCCUCCAGCAGCAAUGCGGGCCUUAUUGGCUCUGCCAUAAUCGAUAUCUGGGUAGCUCUGGGUUUCGCGCCCGCAAACCGUUACGAGGAUGACAUCCUGUCAGUCCGCCAACCAGCAGCUUCUCGCAUCAUCCCUUCAGGCCGCCCUUCCCACUUUUGGUACCCCGCCACCCGAUCUGACGCCCUUCACGCCAUUCAUUCUUUGCAUAUUCCUUGGCACCCUACCAAGUGGACGGAGUAUCUGUUUGAACUGGUAUACAUUGGCUUCCUGUGGAACUUCCCCGACAAGACUGUAGCUCUGCCAGAGGACAAACGCCUCAAGUUCUUGAGGCGUAUCCACGAUUUCCGCUCCAUAUGCAAAUCCGGGAAAUGCCAACUCCUCCACGUGCAGAAGAUUCACGGUUCCCUCUGCCAUCUCUCUUUCGUCCACCCCCAAGGGCGCUCCUACUUGCCGGCCCUCACCUCUUUCAUCAUCGCUUUCGAGGGCAAUACUUUCAAAACCCGCCGCCCCCCGCCCUCAGUCUACUCCUCGUUAUCCUGGUGGGAAACCACCCUCUCUGUCCCUCGAGUCUCGCGCUCUAUUGCCCCGAAGGGUCCACGCCAGGACCGCCUCCUCUACGUUGACGCCUCCACAGCCUGGGGCAUUGGCAUCUGGCUGGAUGGGCACUGGGGCGCCUGGAAAGGCUCGGGCGACUGGAAAUCCCGCCAGCGGCACAUCGGCUGGCUCGAGACAGUGGCCAUCGAGCUGCUCGUUCUCACACUAGAUAGCCUGGACCUCGAAAAUGCCUACCUUCUCGUCCACUCUGACAACCAGGGUGUCAUUGGUGCCUUUGACAAGGGCCGCAGCCGCAAUGCAGACAUUAACCUCUCCUUACGCCGUAUUUUCGUUACCUUAGCAGCCCGUAAUAUUUCCCUUGACUUAGUUUACAUUCCUUCAGCUUCCAACCCCCGCAGACCCUCUCUCGCGGGGUGUUCUCCCAGACAGCGCCUCCCGUAUUUCCCCUCUGCCAUGCCUGCCGCCCGAUCUAGCCUCCUUUUUUGUACCUUCGUGACCGUGAUAAUUACACGUGACCGCGUAACCGGUCUUUUCUCUACUACUAUGUCCAGAGACCUGUCUCACCACCUGCCGCCCCCGGUUCCCAUGCCCCAGCGCCCGGCUCCCGCCGAGAUUGCCUCCCGCCUGCCCUCUCUCACAACACCAACCGAUCUCCUGGCCUCCAUGCCUUCCACGCAACCACGCGUUGAGCCUUUCUCGCACCCGUGCACACGGCCAAACUUCCACCUCCCCCUUCCCUCCCAGCCAAACCUCGCAAGCCCCAAACGUGGAAACGGCAUCGCGCCAAGCGAAUUCCGGCCACCGGCCCUUGCAAAAGACCGCCUCCGGACAUGGUCGUCCCCUUUCUCCCGGGCGAAGGAGGCCGAGCUCAGGGCCUCGCUCCCAGCAGAUGAGGUCAACCGCUUGUACGCCGCCAUCUUUGCAGCCUUUGCGCCAGACACGCAGUCCACUUACGCUGCUGGCCUCCUCCGUUUCCACCAAUACUGCGACAACAUCUCCAUCGCAGAAGAAGCCCGGAUGCCCGCCUCCGCUGCCCUCAUCACAGCCUUUGUCUCCAGACACGUUGGAUUGGUGGGAGGAGACACGGUAAAAUCCUGGCUCUCUGGACUCCGAGCCUGGCACGAUGUCCACCAAGCAGCCUGGCCGGGCAACGAGCCCUGGGUCAAACUCAUCCGCCGCACCGCCAACAAGCAGGGUACCGCUUUCAAAAAGGCCCAGCGUGGCCCGGUCACUGUCCAACACCUGGUUGCCCUCCGCUCCAAACUCAAACUCAACAUUCCCUUCGACGCAGCCGUCUGGGGCCGUGGCUUGCGCAGCCUUUUGGGGAUGCCGCAGCACGGUGGAGCCCGCGCAUCCUCUUUCCACAUUCCCUGGACCAAAUCCACCCGCGAGAGAGACGGCACGGUCAUCCUCACCGACCGCGAUGACCCCCUCUGCCCAGUCGAGGCCCUCCAGAACCACCUUUUUGUCAACGGCAACAUUCCGGGCGAGGCCCCCCUUUUUUCUUUCCGCCAGGCAGACGGUCGCUGGCUUCCCAUGACCAAGCCCUGGUUCUUGACUCGCUGCACAGAAAUCUGGAAAGAAUGCGCAAUGCUUGCAGUGGCGGGUCACAGCUUCCGCAUUGGCGGCUCCACCGAACUCCUUCUUGCCGGAGUCCCUUGUGACAUUGUUGCAGCAACGGGAGGCUGGACCUCCCUUGCUUUCCUGCUCUACUGGCGGAAACUCGAACACAUAAUUGCAAUGGCCGUCGGCAAGGCCUACGACAAGAAGAAAAUCGAGGAGGUGGCCCUUGCUUUUGAUCGCUUCCGCAUCGAACAUAAUAUCACUUUACUUCCCGAAGAAGACUGCUAG